Messenger RNA from Budorcas taxicolor (takin), 2870 nucleotides. RefSeq names its product solute carrier family 6 member 17 (gene SLC6A17). The transcript has 12 exons. Gene Ontology annotation, biological process: alanine transport; proline transport; L-leucine transport. Gene Ontology annotation, cellular component: plasma membrane; synaptic vesicle. Bases 215 to 2398 code for a protein of 727 amino acids. The record is from RefSeq and is a predicted model, not a curated record. NCBI's taxonomy places the organism in Eukaryota, Metazoa, Chordata, Mammalia, Artiodactyla, Bovidae.
UGGGGCCCGUCGCCGCCACACUCGGACUGCUCGUGGGAGGGGCUGUGCGCCCGCCACCCGUCGGGGACCGAAGCUGCUCGGUCCGAGUGCAGGAGCCGAGACCGCGCUACGACCCACGCGGGACAGAGGUCCCUGGAUGAGAAGGAGCUGACGGCAGCCAAGUCCCACCUUCUCCACGUGCUGGGAAGCAGGGCUGCGCCACCCAGGGGGCCCAAUGCCGAAGAACAGCAAGGUGACCCAGCGCGAGCACAGCAAUGAGCACGUCACGGAGUCGGUGGCCGACCUGCUGGCCCUGGAGGAGCCCGUGGACUACAAGCAGAGUGUUUUGAAUGUGGCUGGCGAGGCAGGCGGCAAGCAGAAGGUGGCGGAGGAGGAGCUGGACGCGGAGGACCGGCCGGCCUGGAACAGCAAGCUGCAGUACAUCCUGGCCCAGAUUGGGUUCUCUGUGGGCCUUGGCAACAUCUGGAGGUUCCCUUACCUGUGCCAGAAAAACGGAGGAGGUGCCUACCUGGUGCCCUACCUGGUGCUGCUGAUCAUCAUCGGGAUCCCGCUCUUCUUCCUGGAGCUGGCUGUGGGCCAGAGGAUCCGCCGCGGCAGCAUCGGCGUGUGGCACUAUGUGUGCCCCCGCCUGGGCGGCAUCGGCUUCUCCAGCUGCAUAGUCUGCCUCUUUGUGGGGCUGUACUAUAAUGUGAUCAUCGGGUGGAGCAUCUUCUACUUCUUCAAGUCUUUCCAGUACCCACUGCCCUGGAGUGAGUGCCCUGUCUCCAGGAAUGGGACCGUGGCAGUGGUGGAGGCAGAGUGUGAGAAGAGCUCAGCCACUACCUACUUCUGGUACCGAGAGGCCUUGGACAUCUCCAACUCCAUCUCGGAGAGCGGGGGCCUCAACUGGAAGAUGACUCUGUGCCUCCUCGUGGCCUGGAGCAUCGUGGGCAUGGCUGUUGUCAAGGGCAUCCAGUCCUCGGGGAAGGUGAUGUACUUCAGCUCCCUCUUCCCCUACGUGGUGCUGGCCUGCUUCCUGGUCCGGGGGCUGCUGCUGCGGGGGGCCAUUGACGGCAUCCUACACAUGUUCACUCCCAAGCUGGACAAGAUGUUGGACCCCCAGGUAUGGCGGGAGGCAGCCACACAGGUCUUCUUCGCUCUGGGGCUGGGCUUCGGGGGCGUCAUAGCCUUCUCCAGCUACAACAAGCAGGACAACAACUGCCACUUUGAUGCUGCCCUGGUGUCCUUCAUCAACUUCUUCACCUCGGUGCUGGCCACCCUCGUGGUGUUCGCUGUGCUGGGCUUCAAGGCCAACAUCAUGAACGAGAAGUGUGUGGUCGAGAAUGCUGAGAAAAUCCUGGGGUACCUCAACAACGAUGUCCUGAGCCGGGCCCUCAUCCCUCCCCACGUCAACUUCUCCCACCUCACCACCAAGGACUAUGCAGAGAUGUACAAGGUCAUCAAGACCGUGAAGGAGGACCAUUUCUCAGCCCUGGGCCUCGAUCCCUGCCUUCUGGAGGACGAGCUAGAUAAGUCUGUGCAGGGCACAGGCCUGGCCUUCAUCGCUUUCACCGAGGCCAUGACGCACUUCCCUGCCUCCCCGUUCUGGUCUGUCAUGUUCUUCCUGAUGCUCAUCAACCUGGGCCUGGGCAGUAUGAUCGGCACCAUGGCAGGCAUCACCACACCCAUUAUCGACACUUUCAAGGUGCCCAAGGAGAUGUUCACAGUGGGCUGCUGUGUCUUUGCAUUCUUCGUGGGGCUGUUGUUCGUCCAGCGCUCUGGAAACUAUUUCGUCACCAUGUUUGAUGACUACUCGGCCACCCUGCCGCUCACCGUCAUCGUCAUCCUCGAGAAUGUCGCGGUGGCCUGGAUCUAUGGGACCAAGAAGUUCAUGCAGGAGCUGACGGAGAUGCUGGGCUUCCAGCCCUACCGCUUCUAUUUCUACAUGUGGAAGUUCGUGUCUCCGCUAUGCAUGGCUGUGCUCACCACGGCCAGCAUCAUCCAGCUUGGGGUCACGCCCCCGGGCUACAGCGCCUGGAUCAGGGAGGAGGCUGCCGAGCGCUACCUGUAUUUCCCCAACUGGGCCAUGGCCAUCCUGAUCACGCUCAUUGUCGUGGCCGUCCUGCCCAUCCCUGUGGUGUUCGUCCUGCGGCACUUCCACCUGCUCUCCGACGGCUCCAACACCCUCUCCGUGUCCUACAAGAAGGGCCGCAUGAUGAAGGACAUCUCCAACCUGGAGGAGAACGACGAGACCCGCUUCAUCCUCAGCAAGGUGCCCAGCGAGGCGCCCUCCCCCAUGCCCACUCACCGCUCCUAUCUAGGGCCUGGCAGUACAUCACCCUUGGAGACCAGCGGCAACCCCAAUGGACGCUAUGGAAGUGGCUACCUCCUGGCUGGCACCCCUGAGUCGGAGCUGUGACCACUGCCCUGCCCUGCCCACCUCACCCCCACCCCCAACACACACACACACCCAGCCAGCCCACGUGUUCCCAUCUGGCCUCGCCUUCCAGGCCAGGCCCUCGGCGCAAGGAGUGGGGCUCUGCCCUGUCUCACCCCCCACCCCUGUCCCAGCCGACUUGUGUUCCCUAGAUCUGAGUGGGGCCUGGGAGAAGCUCUGUCCCCCAAGCUAAGCCCCCACCCCAGCUAACCUGAGAUCGUCUUACCAAAUUGCCGCUGAGUAGCUGGAACCACCCAGAAGUCUCGACUCCUGGCACAGGGGAGUCUCCAAGCGGCUGCUCUCGAGUUCAUCCCUCCCUCCCUCUUCUGCUGGUGCCUGCAGCUCUUAGGUCUUGGGACCCUUAGGUCUGUGCUGCCAGGUGGCGGCUGUGGCGAGGGUCAUCGGGAGGGGUUAGGCAGGGUGUCCUGGCCGAGAGGUGCCCAACUGCAGGUUA